AUGGGUCGCAUCGGGGACGGAGACGUCCACGCUGCGUAUGUUGAAUUUCGAGCGAAAGAAUCAGACAAAUGUCUUUCGGCGCAAUGCAUAUACUGCCAGUCUGUUCGGGCAAAGAAUACGUCACGUCAGCGUCAGCAUCUGCUGGAGUGUCCAAACUACCUAGCCGCCAUGAAGGAACACAAUCCAGACAACCCUAUCCUCCAUGAGUCGAUCAAUGGCCCACCCCCGCCGCCGACUCCAAGCCAGCCAAAGCCGAACAAGAAGCGCGACCAUGACAGUAUGAUUUCGGGCUUCCAAGGAGAGGCUUCUGUGUCCAGGAACUUCCCCAUCCCUAAACCGGUGCUAGAAAGAGAUUUCCAGAUGAGCGUCCAAUUGAACCCUAAAAUCAGUGUUGGAGUCGGAAUCUGGGGCCAGCGCAAUUGGGUCAGCUACAUUAGCGGACACUGGAACGGGCGUUGGGGGAAAGGCACUGUCGUGCCUGGUGGGCAAGAUUCUCAAUUGGUUGCACCCGACCUUUCUACCCAUGUUGGCAGCAACUAUCUUCUACAAACGCACGAUCAUCCACCGGCCUACAUUGCUGUCAAGAACGAUGGCUGGCGCGUUGGACCCCGGGAAGUUCUCGAGAAGCUUGACAACCCCGUCGAGGCGGACGAGAUCGAUCCCAAAACCUACUCAUUCAGGAUCUAUAUCACUAUGGAAACGGGGGACCCAAGGUAUCUGCACCUAAAUACAGGCAUGUGGGUUGGUAGUGGCAUAAGAAGAGGAACUGAGAUGAUCUACGACGCCUAUCGUAUUAUUUGA
Molecule: messenger RNA, 801 nt
Organism: Bacidia gigantensis
Lineage: Eukaryota; Fungi; Ascomycota; Lecanoromycetes; Lecanorales; Ramalinaceae
Exons: 4
Coding region: 1-801 (266 amino acids)
Source: RefSeq, a predicted model, not a curated record